Xylaria bambusicola is the source of this 1748-nucleotide messenger RNA. RefSeq names its product cytochrome P450 oxidoreductase. Gene Ontology annotation, molecular function: iron ion binding; oxidoreductase activity, acting on paired donors, with incorporation or reduction of molecular oxygen; heme binding. NCBI's taxonomy places the organism in Eukaryota, Fungi, Ascomycota, Sordariomycetes, Xylariales, Xylariaceae. The transcript has 4 exons. The coding region runs from base 1 to 1545 and encodes 514 amino acids. The record is from RefSeq and is a predicted model, not a curated record.
AUGGCGUCCCAUUUCGGAGUGUCCAUCUUAUUAUCUUACCCAUUCACCACCCUUAUGGUCAUAUUUGUGGCGUAUUGGAUAGGAUGGAUUAUUUACGCUAGAAAUUUCCAUCCGCUCAGCAAGGUUCCGGGUCCUUGGCUGGCGUCCGUGAGCCGACUAUGGUUUAUGAUUCAGAUAGCAACUGGCGAAACGGAGAAGACCACACGCCGUCUUCAUGAAAAAUAUGGUCCUAUCCUCAGAAUCAGCCCGAACGAGGUUACCUGCGCAUCUCCGGAAGCUAUCAAGCUCAUCUAUCGCACUCAACAGCCCUUGAACAAAACAGACUUCUACACUCCGUGGAAUACUCAAAACUUUAGCAAGCACCGGGAUGCCUUCACCGAGAUGAACGAUAAGCGACAUGGGGAGAGAAGAAGGAUUGUGAACCAUGUUUACAGUCUUGCCAACAUAUUGAAGUCUGAGAAGUACAUUGACCUUUGCUCCGAGGUUUUCAUUGACAGAUUGGAAACCAUAGCUGCCUCGCAGCAAGCGAUGGAUUUGGGACAAUGGUUGCAGAUGUAUGCCUUCGACGUCAUUGGUGAGCUUUACUUUGGUCGCAUGUUCGGGUUUAUGGAGAACAGCCAUGAUCACGGUAGCUGGAUUCAAUCGCUGGACCUGCUCAUGCCUUUCCUAUGCAUGACCUCAAUUGCGCCUUCAUACGUGCGCCCCCUGAUUCUUUCCUCAGCUUUGGCCGUUCCUGGGUCUAUAAAGGCGUUAAAGGCUGUCGACACCAUUGGCACCGCAGCUCGGGCAGUGGUCGCGAAGCGAUUCAACAUUAGCGCCAAUCCUGAACAUGAACCACGAGCAGAUGUACUUCAACAACUAUAUGACAUCUAUAUGGAGAAGGGCUCCAAAGUGGACUUCAAAAUGGGUGACAUUGAACAGGAAGCCUACGUAGCCUUAUUCGCUGGUUCGGACACGACUGCUAUUGCGUUUCGGUCCGUCUUCUACAACCUGAUGAAGAACCCAGAUGUAUACGAUGCGCUCGUGGAAGAGAUCGACGCGGCGGUCGAUGAUGGUAGACUGCAUUUCCCCGCGAGCUACGCCGAGGCCUCCAAGCUGCCGCUCCUCUGUGCUUGUAUCAAAGAGGCGUUGCGCGUGCACCCUGGUGUUCAGCUGACCAUACCAAGGAUUUCUCCGCCUGAAGGUCUCGAGCUCUGCGGCACGUUCGUUCCCUCGGGUUACACCCUAGGCGUGAACGCCGCAGUAGUGCAUUUUGACAAGGCCGUUUUUGGCCCUGAUGCGGACCAGUAUCGGCCCUCUAGGUGGCUAGAGAACAAGGAUAACGCCACCAAUAUGGAUCGAUAUAUGUUGCACUUCGGUGCUGGUACGCGCACCUGUAUCGGCAAGAACAUAUCUAUAGCCGAGAUCCACAAACUGGUUCCUGAGCUCUUGAGGAAGUUCAAGUUCGAGAUGUGGAAUCAAGAUGCGCAGUGGAAAACGCACAACCUCUGGUUUUGCAAGCAAACCGGCCUGGUGGUCAAGGUGACGAAACGGGACCUCUGUUAAUACUAGUAAUGCUUUUGGGUGGUCAUGUUUACCCAUGUCUGUAAUAAUGAAUGUUAGCAUAAUUAUUUGUAGCUAAAGGUAUGUACCAUGUUGUUCAAUUUAAUUUGAAUUCUGACUUCGAUUCAUUCGCGCGCAGGCUACACUGUAUAAGGUAUAUCUACACUUAUGCAAUUUCGAUAAGAGUAUUUGAAUAAGACUGGACU